Microdochium trichocladiopsis is the source of this 1672-nucleotide messenger RNA. RefSeq lists its product as uncharacterized. The record is from RefSeq and is a predicted model, not a curated record. The transcript has a single exon. Lineage: Eukaryota; Fungi; Ascomycota; Sordariomycetes; Xylariales; Microdochiaceae. The coding region runs from base 101 to 1489 and encodes 462 amino acids.
GACAAAAUCAACAUUUCCGAUCAUUCAUCAACCCCCAAACAUCACCCUCGACUCUUGCCUUGCCUAAACGCCUACAGAGAUUGCGACAGCGCAUUGCGUAAUGUACGCAAGCCGAGCUGCUAUCCAACGCUGGCUCCCCGGACGGCGCGGCGCCACCGACAAUAACGGCAACACGAAUACACCACCGAACACAGCUGCAGUGUCUCAUGGGCGCAAGCGCAGGACCAGGCAUAGGCAUUCCUCAUAUCCGUCACCCGAUCCGUCCUCCGACAUGCCAGCCAGCAAGCGCCGCGCAGAGGAUCACGAUCGCGAUGACCUUUCUAACAACGACGACUACCGCGAUGCUGUAGACGAGUGCGAGCCCGAGGCACAGACGCCUAGAGGGCCGACGCGCAAGUCGGCGGUCAUGACGACAGCGUUUAUCAGCGACACAUCUUCCACUACGACACGAACAACCGAUUCACGAGCCUCGUCCCUGUCGAAACGAGCCCGCAAUACACAGCAGCUGCUGACGAGCGCCUCGAUCGCGUUUGCGUCAUUGUCCGCCGCUGAGCCGGCUCCUCCACCGCGACUUAGCAAGCUGGUGGACCAGCUUAAGAAUCUCGACGCCGACAGACACUUUGUGUGGCCUCAAGUGCGGGCCGCGGUCGAAGAGCGGGCGCAGUCCGAUCAGCGGUUCAAGCAAUUGGCGAGGUCCAUCUGGUAUGCUCCCGGGAUCGAAGGCCAAGACGAUGAGUUGCAGCCGGUACGAGGUCCGCCCCCGAGCGUCGAGAUGCUGGGCGACAUCCUGGAUGACUCGGCCGACUGUGCCGCUUGGAUGGACCCCGAGCCGUCCUGGAAUGACGCGGUGCACUGGCAAAUGCUGCGUCAGGCUGUCGUCAAGGACCCGCAAUUUAGAGCAACUCUCCGGGUUUCGAACUGUACGACAGCCACCAUCCGUGCGGCCUUCUCCCACCAGUCGGCAGCAGGACUGGCGACAGCAAGCGUAGGCAUCCUGGGCACAGCGAACGCCAAGCUAGGCGCCGUGGCAGCGAGCACCAACACCAGCACCAGCACGUCUAAGAAGGUCGAUUACUGCGUGACGAUCCUCGAUCGGGGGGACGCGCGCAUCGCCCAGCUGGUCAAGGCAGGCGUGCUGCUUAACCAUACUGCAUUCGAGCCGUACACCAAGACGCCCAUCGGACUGUCCAUCGAGACCAAGGCCCGCAAGGCGGACGAGGACGAGGCCCUGGCGCAGAUUGGCGUAUGGAUCUCGGCGCAGUACCAGUGCCUGCAGGACCUCAUACAGAGGAGCAUGCCCUCACUGGAGCAGGCGCAGGCCGCGUGGCGGACUGCGCUGAAGGAACUCGAGUUCCUGCCGGGCGUCGUGGUGCUCAAGCACCUGUGGUUCUUUGUGGCGGCCACAAGGCCGGCGCCCGAGAGGCCCGACACCCUCGUGUGGCAUCGGGUGUACAUGGGCAGCACGGAGACGCCAGAGGGCGUGUGCUAGGUCAUCGUUUGCCUGAGGAUACUGCUGUUGUGGGUGAGGGAUGUCUACUGGCCGUGGUUUGAGAGAUGGGUGUUGUAUGAGGCACAGGCUGGAUCUAUGUAGGCGAUGUAUAAGAAGUAGCAGCGAAUGAUACCCAUUGUGAUUACAAGCACCAACACCUGACCUGUGCCUGGAGAACGAAAG